Molecule: messenger RNA, 1305 nt
Organism: Lodderomyces pseudojiufengensis
Lineage: Eukaryota; Fungi; Ascomycota; Pichiomycetes; Serinales; Debaryomycetaceae
Product: glucose-induced degradation complex subunit
Exons: 1
Coding region: 1-1305 (434 amino acids)
Biological process (GO): proteasome-mediated ubiquitin-dependent protein catabolic process
Cellular component (GO): cytoplasm; nucleus
Molecular function (GO): protein binding
Source: RefSeq, a predicted model, not a curated record
AUGAAACAUUUAUUUGAUGAAUCUAUAUCGAAACAAAAGAUAGAUAAAUUAGUAUUAGAAUACUUUAUACAUGAAGGUUAUAAAAAUGCAGCAAUUGAAUUAACUAAAGAAUUAAAUAUAAAAAUUCAUGGUAUAAAUGAACCAAUAUAUAAAGAUGAAUCAUUUAAAAUUUUAGGUAAACGAAAGAAGAUUCAAAAAAAUGCAUUACAGAAUUCAAGUUAUACAGCAAAAUAUACAGAUGAUCAAUUGAUUGGUGAUCUAAUGUUUCAAAAUUAUUAUACUUCUCCUAAUGAUAUUCAUAAAUAUAAUACGAGACAAAUAUCUGGUUUUUCAACUUUAAAUCAACGUCAAGAAAUUAAAUCAUUAAUAUUAAAGGGGGAAAUAAGUGAAGCAAUUACGAAAAUUGGAACUUAUUUCCCAAUAAUAUUAGAUUCAAAUAAUUUAUUACAUUUUAAAUUAUUAAGAUUAAGUCUUAUUGAAAUGAUUAGAAAUCAUAAAUUUUCAAACUCAAUGGAACAAGAUGAAAGAAAAUUUUUAAAUGAUAUAUUAAAAUUUGUUAGAAAUAAUAUGAUAAAUAAAAUUUCCAAACUGUAUAAAUUAUUAAAAGAAUUAGAAUUUACAAUGAGUUUAUUAUGUUUUAGAUUUGAUCCAACUAUUAAAAAUUUAAAUGAGCAAAAAGAAUUACCUCAAGAAUUGAAAAAUAUUUUCAAUUUAAAUUUAAGACAUCAAGUUUUUAGAUUAAUUAAUAAAGAAAUUAUAAAAAUUUAUGAUGAUGAUGAUAUUAAUGAUAAUGAUGAAAAUGAAAAUAAUGAAUGUAAUGGAUUUCCUAAUUCAAAUAAUGAUAAUGGAUUAAUUAAAGAUGUAAUCAGAGAGAUACGAAAUAAAGAUGGUAAUAUUGAAGAUAUUGAAGAUACAAGCAUAAAACGAAAUAAAUUAAAUAAUUAUGAAGGAAUAAAUUAUCAUGAAUUUGAUUUUCAAAAAUUAAAUGAAGAAGAAUCAUAUGAUAAAUUUAUACAUGAUAAUAUAGAUGAAGAAGAAGAAGAAGAAGAGAAUAAAAAUGAAUAUAAGUAUGAAAUUGAUCUGGAACUGAUAAAAACAAAAGAACAAAAUUUAAUGGAUGAAAAUUUAAUAAAAAGUGAUAUAAUUAUUAAAAAUGAAGAAGAAAUUGAAUCAUUAAUUAAACUUUCUUUAGAAAGUAAAAUUGAAAGAAUUUUAGAACUAUUUAUAUUAACAGAAGAUAAAUUAUCAAAUGGUAAUAUACUGAAUCAAUUAUUAAAAGAUAUGCUUAGGGAAAAUAGGCUCUGA